This is a messenger RNA of Bombina bombina (fire-bellied toad), 2285 nucleotides long. Its product is annotated as gastrula zinc finger protein XlCGF26.1-like. Gene Ontology annotation, cellular component: nucleus. Lineage: Eukaryota; Metazoa; Chordata; Amphibia; Anura; Bombinatoridae. The coding region runs from base 365 to 1837 and encodes 490 amino acids. The transcript is spliced from 3 exons. The record is from RefSeq and is a predicted model, not a curated record.
CUCCAGUCUGCAGCUAGACUACUUUGGCUAGACUACUUUGGCUCCAGUCUGCAGCUAGACACUGAGUCCUUUGUAUUUUCUUUUCUUAUUGGCUUCUGCUUAACAUGUGACUUCUCAGCAUGUAUUCUGGGAGAUGUAGUUCAGUAUUGAGCAGACCUUUGUUCCCCUCCCAUUUACUUCCUGUGCAGCUGCUGCUGGACACGGCCAGAGCACUGAGAGAUAUCAGGUAUUGAUGUAACUGAAGUGAAUAAGGGAACCUUCUUCCUGAGCACAGACAUUGGAGCCUGUUAUCAGCAUGAAUUCAUAUGUGUUAGACAAACACGUGAAUAGUUAAUUUCCAUCCUUCACUACGGAAAGCAUCAGAAUGAUGCCGCAAACUCCAAUAGUCUUAGACACCAAUGACUAUUCACAAACAUUGGGGAUAUCACAGCAGAUAUUUAAAGAAGAUGUUGAAUUGGCAGGAACUGGGCAGCAAUCAUUGUGUACAGAGAGUAAUUUAGUCAUCAAACAAGAGGACAACAUUUAUGAGUUAUCUAGUGAAAUUAUUAUCCCUGAGGAUAAACCACCCACAUUUACUCCGUUUUCAAAACAUAUUAAAGAAGGGAAAAGUCUACAGUCUAACGAAAUGAUUCAUACAAAGGAGAAACAUUUCAAAUCUACAGAAUGUGAGAAAAGCUUUAGAUGGAAGUCUCAUCUACUAGAACCCCACAAAAUUCACACACGUGAGAAACCACACACAUGUCCUGAGUGCGGCAAAUGUUUUAAACUAAUGGCUCAUCUGAAAGCGCACGAAAGGAUUCACACAGGAGAAAAGCCAUUCACAUGUGUAGAGUGUGGAAAAAACUUUACACAAAAGAGUAAUCUGAAAACUCAUGAAAGGAUUCACACAGGAGAAAAGUCUUACACAUGUACAGAGUGUGGAAAAAGUUUUAUAAAAAUGAAAUUUCUGAAAACUCAUGAAAUGAUUCACACAGGAGAAAAGCCGUUCACAUGUACAGAGUGUGGAAAAUGUUUUACAGAAAAGAGUAAACUGAAAACUCAUGAAAGGAUUCAUACAGGAGAAAAGCCUUACACAUGUACAGAGUGUGGAAAAAGUUUUACACAAAUGAGUAGUCUGAAAUACCAUAAAAUGAGUCAGAUAGGGGAAAAGCCAUUCACAUGUACAGAGUGUGGAAAAAGUUUUAUACAAAAGAGUAAUCUGAAAAAGCAUGAAAGGAUUCACACAGGGGAAAUGCCUUUCACAUGUACAGAGUGUGGAAAAUGUUUUACAGAAAAGAGUACUAUGAAAAAACAUGAAAGGAUUCACACUGAAGAAAAGUCGUUCACAUGUACAGAAUGUGGAAAAAGUUUUACACAAAUGAAUUGUCUGAAAAUUCAUGAAAGGAGUCACACAGGAGAAAAACCUUUCACAUGUACAGAGUGUGGAAAAAGUUUUACACAAAUGGGUCAUCUGAAAUAUCAUGAAAGGAGUCACACAGGGGAAAAGCCUUUUACUUGUAGAGAGUGUGGCAAAAGUUUUACACAAAUGAGUAAUCUGAAAUAUCAUAAAAGGAUUCACACAGGGGAAAAGCCUUUCACAUGUACAGAGUGUGGAAAAUGUUUUACACAAAUGAGUGAUCUGAAAUAUCAUAAAAGGAUUCACACAGGGGAAAAGCCUUUCACAUGUACAGAGUGUGGAAAAAGUUUUACAAAAAUGAGUAAUCUGAAAAAACAUGAAAGGAUUCACACAGGGGAAAAGCUUUUCACAUGUACAGAGUGUGGAAAAUGUUUUACGCAUAAGAGUACUCUGAAAACUCAUGAAAGAAUUCACAAGGGAAGAAACCUUUCACAUGUUUAGAAAGUGGAAAAAAGGUUUUUAUUGAAGUCAGGUAUCACAAAACACCAAAUAUUUACACACAAAUAAACUUUAUAUACACAGUGUACAAACCUUUUUACAAUUAUCCUAAAGAGGACAAACUCUCUAAAUAGAAGCAUCACAAAGGAUCCUAUUGUAAAUAAUACUUUCUAUAUUCCAGUUAUAAAAGCCCCAGAUUGGAGGUGCUCUCCUGCUGUCCUUUGUUCCUCUGUAUAUGUGCACCUCAGUUUCUCUCAUAUCAAUGUUAUAGAAUACAAACACCACACAGGAAUAUACAAAUCUGUCCUCAUACUGACCAGUUUACACAGCCAUUCACCACCAAAGCACCCCCAGUGUUGUUUAUUAAUAUGCCAGUGUUAGGAGUUGUACGUUUGUUUUACAUAGGGGAGGAAAUAAUUACAUUUACAGAAUAAAGGAAUCUUUAUAUGAA